Spirodela intermedia is the source of this 729-nucleotide messenger RNA. The record is from the annotation of a GenBank genome assembly. NCBI's taxonomy places the organism in Eukaryota, Viridiplantae, Streptophyta, Magnoliopsida, Alismatales, Araceae.
AUGAGUUUCAAGGAUCAGGAACGCAGCAGGUGCUGCUUCCUGGAAUGGAUGCAGCUGCAGGAUGCCAAUCUGGAGGAGCUCGUUGGGGCCAAGGCUGCCGCCGCCACCGAGAACGACCUCCGGUUGCUGGUCGCGAAGAACGUGCAGCUCUACGAGAACUACUCUGCGCAGCGGACCGCUCUGGCGAAGAAGGACGCCUCGUCCAUCUUCUGUGCGCGGUGGUGCUCCUCCUUCGAGAGCACCUUCCUCUGGAUUGGCGGUUGCCGGCCUUCAAUGGCCGUUCGCCUCCUCUACACCCUCUCCGGGAUGGAGCUCGAGUUUCACCUCAACGAGUUUCUGCGAGGGUUGACGAUAGAGGUCAACGGUCUCACGGCGCAUCAGAUGGCCCUGGUCAACGAUCUCCACCUGAGGAUCAUGAGAGAGGAGGACACCCUUAGCUCCCGCGUGGCCUCUCUCCAGGAGGAUAUCGCCGACAGGCCCUUCGUCCCCAUGUCCCGCAACCGGGAAGCCCUUGACUCUGACGAACUAAAGAGCGCCAUGGCCGUGUACGAGGAGUCUCUGGCCAGGAUCACGGAGCAGGCCGAUGGGCUGAGGUUGGAGAUGUUGAGGGAGCUGGUCAAGAUCCUCUCCCCUGUCCAGGCGGUGGACUACCUCGUCGCCGCCAAGCAGCUGCAGUUAUCCCUCCACGAAUGGUGUUCUAGGAGGGACCGCCCGCUCGGCGGUGAGUAA